This is a messenger RNA of Capsella rubella, 1398 nucleotides long. RefSeq lists its product as uncharacterized. The transcript has a single exon. The record is from RefSeq and is a predicted model, not a curated record. Lineage: Eukaryota; Viridiplantae; Streptophyta; Magnoliopsida; Brassicales; Brassicaceae. The coding region runs from base 243 to 1058 and encodes 271 amino acids.
AAAAUAUUUGUGUAUUUUACGUCGACGCUUCUUCCUCCUCCUCCAGGUUUUUCGAGCAUAAGUCAUAAUCAAACAAUAAGAAGACAAAAAGAAAUACAAAAAAAAAAUCAGAAAAAUAAAGAAGCUUUGGUCUUUGGUAAUAUAAAAAGCCCUACUCGCAUCAAUCCUUUCUCUUCACCUUCAAAUAAUAAUAAUAUCUCAAAAGCUUUCACAUUACCAUUUCUCUCUACAAGCUUUUCUCUAUGCACCAAGUCGAUUUAGAAGCCUUUGUUUCUUCGGUAUGCGUCGGUGGCUCCGACCACCGGAAGAUCACAUGUGAGACCCUCGUCGACGAACCGUCGAUCCCACCUUAUUACAGCAAUAAUUCGGCCGUGAGUCCGAAUGAUUUCCCGCCGGAAUCUUAUUACUUGUCAAAAGAUGCUGAUCAGCUGGAGUGGCUCAGCGACAACGCCUUCUUUGACCGCAAAGAUUCACAGAGAGGGAACUCAGGGAUACUCAGCUCAAAUCCACACUCGAACCCUAGCUCCAAACGGUUCUUACUGAAAUCCAAAGCGUCGCUCAUCGGUUUACCGAAACCGCAGACGACUUGUUUCAACGAGGUGAAGCAGCGGAGACACGGCGGCAAGAAUCGAGUCAUCUUGAGACGGGUCGGGUCAAGAACAAAGACGGAUACAUCGCUGCUCGAGCCUUCUUCUCCUAAGGUCUCUUGCAUCGGGACAGUGAGAUCCAGAAGACAUAGAAGCCGCCGCAUGCAGCGUCAGAAAUCGAGCCGGGUCGAACCGGCUAACAACCGGGUCAAGAAAUCCGGGUUUAUGGCGAGUUUCAGAGCCAUCUUCAGGAUCAAAGGCGGCUGCAAAGACACGUCGGCGCGUGGAUCACAAGGGGCGUCGAGUAGGAAACACGAUAUCAGGAACCGGCUCCCGGCGGAAGCUGCUGAGAAGGUUUCUUCUUCUUCUUCUGGUGACGGCGGAGAACAGGUGGUACCCGGUUUAGGUGGGAUGACGCGUUUCGCUUCCGGAAGAAGAAGAGAGGAUUUGUUGGAUGGUGGAGGAUGUUGACGUGGCCGCGUGACAAGUGUGUGUGUGUGUGUUAAUACAUGUGGGGUCAAGUUCUAUAGUGUUUUUAAGUCCCCAGGGUGGGCAAAAAAAAGGAGAGUAGAAACAGUACUUUCGUUGUCUUUGUCUGAAAUUAUUGGUGGGAUCUGUUGUGUAGUUUUUGAAAAGUCGUUGGUGAUGACGUGGCAGCUAGUUAAACGUUUUUUAUUUUUGAAAGAAAACACGGCGGCAACGCGAGAAACGGUGAGUUUCACCCACCGCACCGUUUUUUUUUUUUUUUUUUUUUGUAUACUUCUUGGUUUCGGUUGUACAUAGUUCAGCUAAUGUUUUACAUCUUCUUGUA